AUGGCUUCAUACAUUGGUCCUUGGAGGAGCCCUGCUCAGGGCCAUCUGAAUAAUGACGGUAAUGGCGACUCCAAGACUGACUACACUCGCUGGCGAUUGGUCAAUGAGGAGGGUCGCCAGACCUGGCGAUAUCUGGAGACCGAUGAGGAGAACGAGGCUUGGCCACAAACAAUUGCCGAUAAAUACAACCUUGGUUUGCCCACUGGUCUGCCCGAGCUGUCUGAAGCCAAGACACCUCUCCAAGCUGCCGAAAAUGGCCUCUCUUUCUUCUCUCACCUCCAACUCGAGCCAGGCAACUGGGGCUGCGAGUAUGGUGGCCCCAUGUUCUUGCUUCCAGGUCUGUUGAUUACCUGGUAUGUGACCAACACCCCCAUCCCUCCGGAGUAUGCGACGGAGAUCAAGCGCUAUCUCUUUGCCCGUCAACACCCGGAAGAUGGCGGUUGGGGUCUUCACAUCGAAGCUCACAGCUCCGUCUUUGGUACUGCCAUGAACUAUGUGGCGCUGCGUAUAGUCGGUGUCAGCGAGGAUGACCCUCGUAUGAUCAAGGCUCGAGGACUUCUCCACAAGUUCGGAGGUGCUAUCUAUGGCCCUCACUGGGCCAAGGCCUGGCUCAGUAUUUUGGGCGUAAUGGAGUGGGAGGGUGUCAACCCCGUUCCCCCUGAGAUCUGGCUUCUUCCCGACUGGGUGCCUUUCGCUCCUUGGAGAUGGUGGAUCCAUAUCCGUCAGGUGUUCUUGCCUCUCUCCUACAUUUGGUCCAAGAAAUGGUCCUUCCCUCUCAAUGACUUCACGAGACAGCUUCGAGAAGAGCUGUACACGCAGCCAUACAACACAAUCAAUUUUGCGAAUCACCGCAACUCUAUUCACCCCGCCGACAACUACUACCCCAAGACCUGGCUCUUGAACGGUAUCAACGAGCUUCUGGUCCGCAUCUGGAACCCAUUCCUCCGUAUCAACGCUAUCAGUAAGCGUGCCGAGGACUGGACUUGGGAGCUGAUCCGCAUGGAGGAUGAAAACACUGAUUACGCGGGGCUGGGACCCGUGAAUAAUCCACUUAACAUGGUUGCCUGCUUCAUUCACGACGGCCCAGACAGCUAUUCGGUUCGCCGACAUCGAGAGCGCUUGAAUGACUACAUGUGGAUGAAGCAUGAGGGUAUGUUGGCCAACGGCACCAACGGUGUCCAGGUGUGGGACACUACCUUCGUCACGCAAGCAGUUUCAGUCGCUGGAUUUGCCGAUGACCCUAAGUGGCGACCCAUGCUGCUCAAGGCCCUGGAGUUCAUUGACGACCAUCAACUACGCGAGAACGUGCCAGAUCAGGAGAAGUGCUAUCGCCAGCACCGUAAGGGUGCUUGGCCUUUCAGUACCAAGACCCAAGGAUACACAGUCAGCGACUGCACUGCCGAGGGUCUGCGGUCCACUAUCCAGCUUCAGGAGAUGCACAACUUCCCCAAGUUGAUCUCAUUGGAUCGCCUGAAGGACAGUGUGGACUGUCUCCUGUUGAUGCAGAACCCGACUGGCGGUUUCACCGAGUACGAGACCACCCGUGCCUCGCCCAAGGUCGAAUGGCUGAACGCUGCCGAGGUCUUUGGCGGCAUUAUGAUCGGCUAUGAUUAUCCCGAGUGCACCACUGCAUCGGUGACUGCGCUCUCGCUGUUCAGCAAGUUCUACCCUGACUACCGUGCUGACGAAAUCCGUGCGGCCAAGGAGAAGGCCGUGGCUUACAUCAAACGCGCUCAGCGUAAGGAUGGUAGCUGGUACGGCUCCUGGGGUAUCUGCUUCACCUAUGCUGCUAUGUUUGCCCUGGAAAGUCUGGCUAGUGUUGGUGAGACCUAUGAGACCAGCGAGAAUUCUCGCCGGGGCUGUGAGUUCCUGAUCGCCAAGCAACAGGCCGACGGUGGCUGGGGUGAAUCGUAUCUCAGCAGUGAGAAGCAUGUCUAUGUUCAGCAUGAGAAGUCCCAGGUUGUUCAAACCGCCUGGGCCUGCCUGGCACUCAUGGAGGCCCACUACCCCCACAAGGAGCCACUGGAGCGAGGCAUGAAGCUGCUCAUGUCGCGCCAGCAGCGUAAUGGCGAGUGGCUGCAGGAGUCGAUCGAGGGAGUUUUCAAUCAGUCAUGUAUGAUUUCGUAUCCCAACUACAAGUUCUACUGGCCGAUUCGUGCCUUGGGUUUGUACAGCAAACGAUUCGGCAACGAGGAGCUGCAGUGA
Messenger RNA from Penicillium cataractarum, 2205 nucleotides. Its product is annotated as terpene cyclase/mutase family protein. The transcript is spliced from 4 exons. The coding region runs from base 1 to 2205 and encodes 734 amino acids. Gene Ontology annotation, biological process: ergosterol biosynthetic process; triterpenoid biosynthetic process. Gene Ontology annotation, molecular function: lanosterol synthase activity. The record is from RefSeq and is a predicted model, not a curated record. Lineage: Eukaryota; Fungi; Ascomycota; Eurotiomycetes; Eurotiales; Aspergillaceae. Gene Ontology annotation, cellular component: lipid droplet.